AAGGACAGAUUCAUUAGGCCGCCCACCCGCCCAAUUAGGAGCCAGAUGGCGCUUCUGGCCAAUCAAAUCAUGGAUGCGAGAAUUCUUAGCAGCAUGAACGGCAGAGUGGAGCUCUCGCAGUUCUUAAGGGUUACAAAUCAAAGCAUCGUUAGCCAAGUUCAGGACGACAAUCGCAAGAACAGAAAGUAUCCUUGCCCGUUGUGCGGGAAACGAUUCCGAUUCAAUAGUAUUCUGUCGCUUCAUAUGCGCACACACACUGGCGAAAAGCCAUUCAAGUGCCCCUACUGCGAUCACCGGGCCGCGCAGAAAGGCAACUUGAAGAUACACCUGCGUACCCACAAGCAAGGCAUUCUAGGUAAAGGCCGCGGACGAGUCAGGGAGGAGAACAGGUUGCUUCACGAGCUUGAAGAACGGGCCAUUCUGAGGGACAGGCACAUGCGAGCCACUCACGUGGGCAUAACCCAACUUCCACAACCCCAACCGACUCCGAAGCACUUCCCCGACAGCCAACCGACGGUGUCCGUGUCCCCUAAAGUCAUUCCGAUCCCAGAUGAGCCCCCACAGCCUCCACCCAGUGGCUUUCGCUGCUCAUUCUGCAAGGGCAAGUUCAGGAAGCAGCAGGAACUGGAGCGUCACAUCCGGAUCUUGCACAAACCUUACAAAUGCACCUUGUGCGAGUUUGCCGCCGCCCAGGAGGAGGAGCUUAUCGCUCACGUUGAGACUACGCACAUAACCUCCGAAUCAGGCGCGGGACAUAAGUCGGCGGUAGGGGUCAACGACAAGGGGAAGGGGGGUGGCGACUUCCCGUGUGAUGUUUGCGGACAAACCUUUAGCCAGGCCUGGUUCCUCAAAGGUCACAUGAGGAAGCACAAAGACUCUUUCGAGCACUGUUGUCAAAUCUGUGGCCGUCGCUUCAAAGAACCCUGGUUUCUCAAGAACCACAUGAAGGUCCACCUGAAUAAACUGGCGUCCAAGGCUCGUCUGCCUUCUCAUCAUGAGAACCCCGUUCACCUGAAUCAUUUAACGGAAGAAUAUCAGAGCAACUUAUACUCACAGUACAUCUCCCGCCUUCACAACAGGUUCCUCGCCGCUGAGAGAGCUGACCAGACAGAUUAUAAUCAGCUACUCGCCGCGGCGGGAGUUGACAUCAAAGUUAGCGAGAUGUUGGGUCGCGGGGUUUCCCCGAGUCUCGGUCUGCUCGCUGAAACGAAGGGCUCCUCUUUGAUGGCCUUAAAUCACCUUCGCCCUCCCGCCACCAAUCUGGACUACCUCCAGAAGGUCGGAGAUUCGGUGAGCUACCCGGGCUGGCAGAUCAUGACACCCCCGCAGCAUAUCCUCAAUUCUAAGGAUCAGCAUCAGCUGAGCGCCUCCUUCAAGUCCGAGCGACGCCUCCCCACAGACGAUUGCAAAGCGGGCCUCGCGGAUCGAGAUGGCAACGCGGGAAGCCGACCCGGUAGCAAAGGCAGCCUGAGUCAUUACGGGCCAACCGAGCUGGCGGCGGACAACGGAAGCUCCAAUUCGGGAAGCGCCCUGGAACGACGACCGCAGUCUUCUUCUCCUGCUUCGGCUUCAGGUGACAACGUCUACGACUACCCUGCGAUUGGUUUCCAACUGGAUCGCUACCACUUCCCGCACUGGCAGAACGGCGGGGACCAAUCAUCUCCACGUAGCGGAAGCUCCAGCCCAAAUUCCAAGUUGAAGUCCCGAUCCGGGGGAGACGGAGCCUUCAGAGAACUGCCUAUCCCUGACAAGAAUUCGUCCAGUGAAAGUCCUCCUGCGAAUGCUAGCAAGUCCCAGUACGAGCCUUUAGACUUGUCCAUUUCCUCUCAUUCCACUUUGUCUCCUGCUCUACUGGUCCAAAUGUCCAGCGUCUUCAGCAACGGGCUCAACCAGAGUUACUCGGGUGAGCUCGGCGCAAAAGCCGCGUACAAGUGUGACCUUCUGGGGAUGAAAGAUCAACAGAAUUUCGGCUCAACUGGCCUUGAAAGUGAAGUUGACAGAAAAAGCCUUGAAGAUGACGACAAAGAUGAAGAAGCCAUUGCGUGGAAGAUGCCGAAAGACGGUCAACGGGACGAGACGGGUCGGUGGGCCCCGGCGGAAACCAGUACGUCUUCAUCUGAGAACCCGGUUCCAGAUCAGAUCAAGCCCUACGAGCAAGCUGGCCUGCUUUCGCUCCUCAGCGCGCAGAAGAGCCGAAGCGAGGCCCAAAGGAACACAAUCAACGGUGUAGGCAACAUCAAUCUGGCAUCCGCUCGGAAGCCCUUCCCGUGCAAGUACUGCCCCUACAGCGCCUCGCAGAAGGGAAACCUAAAGACCCACGUCAUCUGCGUCCAUAGAAAGCCCUUCGAUAACAGCUUGUACCCUGACCGCCGUCUCCGCCGCUCGCACGCUUCGCAGCGACCGUCCAAAUCACCGCCGAGCGUCGAGGAGGACGGUCGGGCCGCGGCGAGGGAGCCCAUGGACGUGGCGCCACUCUGUGACACUUGAUGUUGUCGUCGUGGAAACCACUGACACGGACAGUUCUGAUUAUUGCUUUGGUAAGAAGAACUGAGAUUUUAAGUUAAAAGGGGGCUAUUAUGCACUUUCUUAUGUUGGAUUAUAUUAUAACACUUUGGGGUGUUCAUACACCGAGUACUAGACAACUUGACUUCUUUUCUCCUUUGUGGUUCCUUCAGUGAACGAAAUAAGGGUAUUUUUUGUGCAAUGUGGGAUUAACAGCAAAUGUUGAUGUACAUUCCAGUGUUUCUUGAAGAUCCACCGUAUGUAUUUAUCUGUAGCAAUGAGGUUGAAUAUAAUAAUGACAAUAAUAAAGUCCACUGUGAUGUGAAAGUGUAACAAAGGCAAUGAGUGCAUUUGACUAUGAGUUCAGCCAGUAGGGGAGAAUGCGCCAUGUCUGCCCAAAGCAUUUGUUCCUUCAUCCAGUAAAUAAAUACCCCAUGUUAGGUU
This is a messenger RNA of Corythoichthys intestinalis (scribbled pipefish), 2946 nucleotides long. RefSeq names its product zinc finger protein 536-like. Gene Ontology annotation, cellular component: nucleus. Gene Ontology annotation, biological process: regulation of DNA-templated transcription. Gene Ontology annotation, molecular function: RNA polymerase II cis-regulatory region sequence-specific DNA binding; DNA-binding transcription factor activity, RNA polymerase II-specific. The annotation marks the transcript as partial. The record is from RefSeq and is a predicted model, not a curated record. NCBI's taxonomy places the organism in Eukaryota, Metazoa, Chordata, Actinopteri, Syngnathiformes, Syngnathidae. The transcript has 3 exons.